GGAAGGUGGUGGCAGGAAUAGAACAGGCUGGGAAGAGCUGCUUGCUGAUUUUCAACUUGAGUGUUGAAGUGACUUUUGUUUACUGGAUUGUUCUUUGCAGCGUAUUGGUGUGGCACUGUCAGAAUUGUAUCAGUGGUGUUGUAAGAUGUAUACACUCAGUGGAUCAAACAAACACUGCCAGCUGUUCUUUUGGCUUUUGACCAUCGUGUGGUAGAUGUUCUGAUACCACCAGUAGGACAGGACAGCCUGUAGGGAGGACCUCCUAUGUGACUGGAAGACUGCAAAUACGAAGUGAUGAAUGAUGGGCAGUCUUAGAAGAUUCUGGAGGACCCAUUAGACAGGACAGGACCAAUGGACCGUUUGUAUCGAGAAUGUCAAGAAACGAGACGUGAUAAAAUGAUGAUCAGCAUCAGAAGAAUUGCCCACAGUACAACUCCGGUGGAUUGCGGACAGGAUCAGAGGAUUGUCCUUAUCGACUGUGUCGAGAAACAAGAAACGUUGAAUGAUCAGCCUCAAAAGAUCACUGCCACUCUUCAGACUUUUGGUCAAGAAGACACUGGGGUUAUCAGUAAGUCUACCACUAAAAGUCAAAGGACAAACAGCUGGCAGUGUUUGUUUGAUCCACUGAGUAUACAUUUUACAGCAUCAUUGACACCCUAAUGGCAACUCAGCACCAAGAAGGUGCAAGGAACAAGACAGUAUGCAAAAUUCACUUCAACACUCGAGCUUAAAAUCAGUAGGCAGCUCUUCCCACCCAAUUCUGCUUCCACCAUCCCCUCCCUUUUGUAAAGAUAGGUUGAUAGGAAGUUAGGUAGAUACGCUAGCUUCAGAGUAGGAUUUUGUAGAUAGUAUUGCCAUGGCCAUGGCGGGAGGCA
Molecule: messenger RNA, 875 nt
Organism: Aplysia californica (California sea hare)
Lineage: Eukaryota; Metazoa; Mollusca; Gastropoda; Aplysiida; Aplysiidae
Exons: 4
Coding region: 352-660 (102 amino acids)
Source: RefSeq, a predicted model, not a curated record